GCGCUGAUUGGAUGGUUGAGAUGCAUAAAACGCUGCAGUUCUCUCCAGUCAGCCAGCUGCUGUCACUGUCCCUGCUGAGUGGUGUAGUGUUACAGAGUUCACGCGUCGCUGGAGUACAGCCGGAACACGUGAAUGAUAUUUCGAAGGAGUCAAAUUCACUUUUUCAUAUAAUCUGGUCUCGUUGAGAAUGAAGGAGAGGAGAAUAAGCGAGCCGCUGGAGGUCCGCUGUAAACUGGUGUUAGUGGGAGAUGUUCAGUGCGGGAAAACGGCUAUGUUGCAAGUCUUGGCAAAGGACUGCUACCCCGAGACGUACAUCCCGACAGUGUUUGAAAACUACACGUCAGGCCUGGAAAUAGAAGAGCAACACAUUGAGCUUAGUCUGUGGGACACAUCAGGUUCUCCGUAUUACGAUAACGUCAGGCCACUCUGCUAUAGCGACUCUGAUGCUGUGCUGCUCUGUUUCGACAUCAGCCGACCUGACACUGUUGACAGCUCUCUGAAAAAGUGGAAGACAGAGAUCAUGGAUUUCUGCCCCAAUGCACGCAUCCUACUGGUUGCCUGUAAGACAGACCUGCGCACUGAUGUGUGCACACUGAUGGAGCUGUCCACGCAAAAAAUGGCCCCGAUUUCUUACGAACAGGGGUCGUCACUAGCAAAACAGGUGGGAGCCGAGGCAUAUCUGGAGUGUUCCGCGUUUACGUCAGAGAAAAGCAUACACAGUGUGUUUCGCUCAGCAGCGCUGGCUUGUCUUGACAAACUUCAGCCACCUAUCAAGCCAAGCCCCGCCCACCGGAAACGCCUCCUGCACCUGCCCAGCAAGAGUGAGCUUCUGAGCUCCUCCUUCAGCAAAGAGAGGACCAAGAGCUGUUCUGUCAUGUGAUCCAGACUUUCUAAUUCCUGAGACAGAUCAACAGAAGGGCAGUUUUGAAAUGAGACAAGAGGUCACAACCUUUGCUGUCCCCUCCCAUCUCUACACACUCAAUGUUUUGCCUUUUCAGUCCAUCCCAUUUCUUCAUCACAAAGAAUGGAAGUCGAAGGUUAACUGAUUCUUUUUAAUACACAGGUUUACAACUUUUAAUUGACCUGAACCUCAAGCCCUGUUUAAUAGAGUGUGCUAUUUUUUUUAUUUAUUUAUGGUGCGUAUAUAUCGGAGAGCUGAGCCAUCCAUGCAUUUCAGCUGUAUCCAGAAUUCUUCCUGUGCUGGGUCACCAGACGUUUAAUAAAAAACGGGAUUAAUUGGUUAUCUGGCCAUGUAUGCAAAAGAGCAUGACAGAGGAAAACGCUUAUGUGAUUUUGUUGGAGGACACAAACGGGUAAGGGGCAUAACUGGGGAAGUUUUAAAGAGCAGCUAUAAAACUGACAUUGAUGGAGUGCGCAAUCAUAUGUAGGAAGAUAAAACACACUGACUUCUACUCUGUCUCUCACAUACAUGCACAGACAACUGUCUGUCUAUAAAUCAGAUGAUUAACGAAGAGAACAGAUAGUUCUUGGACCGUUCUUGAAAUGGCGUGAACAACAUGCGGGAGAUAUUGUGAUGGUGGUUCAGUUUGGAUGGGGUUUGACCUUAGAGUAGCUUUGGACCUUAGAUGAGCGUGUCAGAGCAGGACAGAAGAGAUUAGGGGGAUUAGUUGAGGAGACAGGAUGACAUUUUAUCCCAGACAAGUCUGAUGAGAGAUUAGAUAUAAGGUAAUCCUACUGAACGUGCCUGAUUAUCUGGCUUACCUUUUUAAGGCUACCUUCUUUUCAUUUUAAUGAUCAAAUAUCUCUUGAAUUGAUGUCUUGUAGUAAAGAGCUCAUUUGGACUUUCAGCGCCUGACCCAGAGUGUGUAUUAUUAUUAAAUUCAAUACAAUUUCUAAAAUCUAGUGAUGUAGCCACUAUCUCUAUCUGUAUCUGUUUAAUAUUCCAGAUAUACCUGUCUGUAUUUGGAUUUAAACCAAAAGUAGGUGUGGUUUUCAGUGAGACAGUGCAGAAAAACAGUGUAAAAAAAAAUGGGGCACUGUAGAAAUACCAGCACUGUCAGCGUGGUCUGUCAAAUCUCCUCAAUCAAUUCUCCUCACUUCAUCAACCCAGCCAUUUUUUUGUUUUUAUGUUUUUUUUUUAUUUUUUAUCUGGGAUCUAUAUUUCUGCACACAUACACCUGUAGUCUCAACCUGUGAACUCAAACCCUGUGAACUCAAAAAGUGCACCUCCUAUUCACAUCUGUAUUUGUGUAUCUGUUUAGGACACACAUCUGUUCAAUCCAAAUAAUGUAUUCAUAUUCGGUUACAUACCUGCGCCAAACUAUAGCUUUGAUAAGGAAUUUUGACUUUCUUUGUUUGGGCUGACUUUGUUUCAUGCAUAUUAUUUCUUGUUUCUAUUUGAAGACACUUCUUGGAAACCUGAUCAGUCUAAUGAAGUAAUCUUUAUGAUGUGUUCAGUUGCAUUGGGGAAAAGUUGUCUUUCCCCCAGUAGUCCUCAUAAAACAAAAUUGAGUAACAGCCACAGUUUAACGGUAACAUAAUGAAAAACAUACAGUGACUAUACCCCUUGGAAUCCACUUGUAAACCAUAUAUUGAUUUUUAUAUCAGUUUAAGAAGGUGAAUAGCGCCUGACUCAGCAUCUGCCAGCCGAUAAGAUCAGACACUAUCAGGACAGAAUGGUGUGAGUGCGUGUACUUGCUGUAUUGCACAAGCAGAUAUUAGUCUUAACAACGCACAGGCUGGGCCUACUUUUUCAUCUCUGAACAAGCACCCAGUUCUGUUUUCUUAGGUCUUUGCAUAGUUGUUUCCUCAUAGACAGUUAAACUCUCUGUUGCCCAGUUUUAUCUGUUGUACGAAUGGACAGGUAGCCUCUGAUACUGCAGAUCUAGUGGUAUAUUUGAUACAUACACCCCUUUCUGCAUCAUACAGAAGACCCAUACAACUACACAGAGUGCUGGAAUGCCGCAGUGUUGCCUAGCAACAAUCAAGGAUGUACGGCACUGCUCAAUUUCAUUAUAGCAUUAAAAUACAGACCUAUACCUGAGGCUAUAGCGAAAUACAUAUGCUCCCUGAGAAGUUCUUGCUCUUUGAGCAGUGAUAGACUGAAUAUAUUAUUGGUAUUCAUGUGUGAAGUGUAGCUUAAAGUGUCAUGUGUCUAGUAUUAUUGUAAUUUAUUUUCAAAUGUUUUUCUUAAGUAUCUGUGAUUUCUCUCAACUGGUUUCAUUAAAAAUGGCUUUAUUGUGUAAAUUCAGAUUUUAUCAUGUGUUUGUGCAGACUUUAGGAUGAUUCCAGCACUGCGGUAGAUUAAUAGAUCCCCUUCCUCCACAACAGUGAAGCAGAGUGUACCCCCUGGGGUUUAUACACUGAUGGGUCUAGUGUGGAUGAUGUGUUUGUCUCUGUGCCACUCUCUCAAUAUAACGGUUCCACACAUCCAAGCAGCUCCCUGGGGUGCAGCAAAAUUGUACCCUGGUUUCCAGUGUAU
Messenger RNA from Ictalurus furcatus (blue catfish), 3442 nucleotides. It is a transcript of the gene rnd1a, whose product is annotated as Rho family GTPase 1a. The transcript is spliced from 5 exons. Gene Ontology annotation, molecular function: GTP binding; GTPase activity. The record is from RefSeq and is a predicted model, not a curated record. NCBI's taxonomy places the organism in Eukaryota, Metazoa, Chordata, Actinopteri, Siluriformes, Ictaluridae. Gene Ontology annotation, biological process: small GTPase-mediated signal transduction. Bases 188 to 880 code for a protein of 230 amino acids.